This is a messenger RNA of Prionailurus viverrinus (fishing cat), 1363 nucleotides long. RefSeq names its product proteasome inhibitor subunit 1 (gene PSMF1). Gene Ontology annotation, biological process: proteasome-mediated ubiquitin-dependent protein catabolic process. The record is from RefSeq and is a predicted model, not a curated record. Gene Ontology annotation, molecular function: proteasome binding; endopeptidase inhibitor activity. NCBI's taxonomy places the organism in Eukaryota, Metazoa, Chordata, Mammalia, Carnivora, Felidae. The coding region runs from base 151 to 987 and encodes 278 amino acids. The transcript has 8 exons.
UCUCACGUUCUUUCCAUCAUCCUGGGCCCUCAUCUCUGGCAUGGGCUCUGCACGGCCCAGGUAGCGGGGGCCCAGCUGGGGAAGCACCUUCUCCCUGCUUCCCUUCUCAGCCAAUCACAGUCCUCACAGGGACCACCGAGACUCUUGUUGAUGGCGAAGCCGGGGGAGCGCAUGGCGGGCUUGGAGGUACUGUUCGCGUCGGCGGCGCCGGCCAUCACUUGCGCGCAGGACGCUCUCGUCUGUUUCUUGCACUGGGAGGUGGUGACGCACGGCUACUACGGCUUGGGAGUCGGCGACCAGCCGGGUCCCAAUGAUAAGAAAUCAGAACUGCUCCCAGCCGAAUGGAACAGCAAUAAAGACCUGUAUGUCCUCCGGUAUGAGUCGAAGGAUGGGUCCAGAAAGCUCCUUGUGAAGGCUGUCACCGUGGAGAACAGCGUGAUCAUCAAUGUGCUGGAAUGUGGCUCACAGCAGGUAUCAGAUUUGACACUGAACUUGGAUGAUUAUGUCGAUUCAGAACACCUGGGUGACUUCCACAGGACCUACAAGAACAGCGAGGAACUUCGGUCUCGCAUCGUGUCUGGGAUCAUCACACCUAUCCAUGAGCACUGGGACAAGGCUAGUGUGAGCAGUCCCCACCGGGAGUUUCCCCCUGCCACUGCCAGAGAGGUGGACCCCCUUCGGAUUCACCCACAGCACCCUCACACGAGCCGGCAGCCUCCCUGGUGUGAUCCCCUGGGCCCGUUUGCUGUCGGGGGAGAGGAUCUGGACCCCUUUGGGUGUCGGAGAGGUGGCAUGAUCGUGGAUCCCCUGAGAUCUGGCUUCCCGAGAGCACUCAUUGACCCAUCCUCGGGCCUCCCAAACCGUCUUCCUCCAGGCGCUGUGCCCCCAGGAGCACGCUUUGACCCCUUUGGACCCAUUGGGACCAGCCCUUCUGGACCUAACCCAGACCAUCUCCCCCCGCCGGGCUACGAUGAUAUGUACCUGUGAAGGCCUCAAGAAUGUAACAUCCCAGCCUUCCCUCCACUCUCCUGGAGCUGCCGCCGCUGGCCCCGUCAGCAGCUGUGUUCUUGCGGUCUGGGGGCGAGGGACUCUGCCCAUGUGUUUGCAGGCUGGCUGGGAUUGCCUCCCCACCCCCUGUCAGAGCCAAGGCACCUGCUGCAGCUCUCCACCCGGCUGCGUAUAGGUCCCAAAGAGCAGUCUGUGUGUCUCUCUCACCACCAGCUCCCGCACACUUCUCAAGGGACACUCCGGCAACAUACACUCUCGGCCCGAUGCAGUCGCAGCUGCAGCGCUAUAAGAACAGAACGCAUUUUGGAUGUUAUUAUAAGAACCAAAUGUCAAUACAAAAAUCAUGCGGCCAGGC